Molecule: messenger RNA, 1643 nt
Organism: Bombus pyrosoma
Lineage: Eukaryota; Metazoa; Arthropoda; Insecta; Hymenoptera; Apidae
Product: ankyrin repeat, SAM and basic leucine zipper domain-containing protein 1-like
Exons: 9
Coding region: 141-1544 (467 amino acids)
Biological process (GO): piRNA processing
Cellular component (GO): pi-body
Molecular function (GO): protein binding
Source: RefSeq, a predicted model, not a curated record
UCAAUGUGUAUUUAAUUACAGUGUACUAUUUAUACAAGUAUGAUACAAAGGUCAAUUAUGAUACACAUUAAUAGACAUUUGUAUAAAAUAAUAAGUCAUUGUAUAUAUAGCAUAAUUAUAAAAUUCAUUAUUGGAAGAAUAUGCUCUCGUUUUCAUGUAAUAUAACAGAGCAAACAAGAACAACUUGGUAUUGUGUUCAAAACAGUUUAGUAUUAAAAAGUAUAAAUACAUUUAAUCAAGAUAGAAAUAUGGAUAAUAAUAAAGAACAAAGUAUUGAACGUGAGAUGAUAAAUGCAUGUACAAUGGGCAAGUUUGAAAUUGUAAACAAAUAUAUUGAAUCAUAUGAUGUAAACAAGUUUUUAUGUGAUGGAUGGACUCCACUUCUAUAUGCUGCUUUUAAUGCGCAAAUGAAAGUCAUUCAAUAUCUCAUAGACAAUGGAGCUGAUGUUAAUAAGCAUAAAGAUGGCUAUACGCCAUUAAUGGCAUUAUGCAAUUGUAUUAAAGAAACAACAGAACAACGUAUAAAAUGUUUAACAACAUUAAUUGAAGCAGGUGCUAAUCCAAAUGCAAGCAAUAAACAAAGACAAACACUUCUCAUGUAUGCUUGUAUGUCACAAGAACCCGAAUUUAUAAUAGAACUAGUGAAACAUAUAAAAAAUAUUAAUGCAUAUGACAAUAGGAAACAAACUGCAUUGAUGUAUGCAACAAUAGCUAAUAAACCAGAAGUAGUCAAAAUAUUAAUAGAAAAUGCAGCAGAUGUAACAUUAACUGACUUAAGUGGUCUAACUGUAUAUGAUGUAGCUUCUAUGAAAGGAUAUGAUAAGAUUUUAUCGCUAUUAAAUCUCGAUGAAGAAGUAACAAUAAAUACUUAUAAAAUAUUUAAAGUGUAUGAGUGGAAACAUAUGUUUCCAUCACUAGUUAAUAUAGACAAUCAAACUAUAGAUCCUGAUGUGUAUACAAUCUUGUAUGGGAUGAAUUUAGAAAAAUAUACUCAUAUUUUCCAAGGAAUAAAUCUCAAAACAUUUUUAGCAUUAACUGAAAAUGACUUAAUCCAUUUAGGAUUGGAUAUUAAUGCACAUAGAAUGCAAUUUAUAGAAUGUCUUCAUAAAUUUCAUAGAAGAAAAUGGAGUAUACAAAGUAUUGGUGCUAUCAAUAAAUCGUUACCCUAUACAUUAUAUGAUGGUAUAGUCUCAUUAGGUAUAUUAUCUAAACAAAUUGCUGUUAUUGGUUCUAGUUUUCGGUAUAUUAAAAAUAGCUUAUUAAAGGUAAAUAGUGGAGAUAUAUAUUUAACUACUGAACGUAUAUCUAAUUAUGAACAAGAGCUUAAAAAGGUACAAGAAACACUUAGUAUUAUAAAAAACGAGCUUAUGCAAAUAAAAGCACUUUCUAAAAGGGUUGAAAAAGAAAACGAUAUUGGUAUACCCGCAACAUAUAUCAGACCAAAAAAACGUAACAUAAAUUGGCCUAUGUGUUUAAGCAUUGCAUUAAUUGCUGGAAUCUAUAUAUCUAAAACAAUAUACAUUCAAAAAUUAAUACGUUAUUGAAAAUAUGAUUGUAUUUAUUAAGAACUUUUGUAUAUUUAUUUGUUCUAAAUUUGAUUAAUAAAUUAUUCAUGUAGAAUGAAAUAUUAUCUUUUAUAAAUA